Leishmania braziliensis MHOM/BR/75/M2904 is the source of this 813-nucleotide messenger RNA. RefSeq names its product putative superoxide dismutase. The coding region runs from base 1 to 813 and encodes 270 amino acids. Gene Ontology annotation, molecular function: metal ion binding; superoxide dismutase activity. Lineage: Eukaryota; Euglenozoa; Kinetoplastea; Trypanosomatida; Trypanosomatidae. Gene Ontology annotation, biological process: superoxide metabolic process. The transcript has a single exon. The record is from RefSeq and is a predicted model, not a curated record.
AUGCACACCCCCAAGGCGGAUGUUCAGAUGGGCCGCUUCAACUUUAUGGAGCAGUACAAUGAGUUCCGCAACCGCUCCGGUCGUGCGCCGGACUACUAUGUAGACAAGUACCGCAAGACGUACUGGCGCGUGGACGAGUACAUUCGCCGCUCUGAGAACUACAUCCAGUCACUGGGCUUCUUCUACCUACCCACACUGGAGUUUCCGUGGUACAAGGGCUGCAUGCCGCUCAUGUCAUCAUAUCAGAUACGCGUGCACUACAGCCGCCACCACCGUACCUACGUUGAGAAGCUUAAUCAACUCAUCGAGGGCACACCCCUGUACGGGAUGGAGCUAGACGCGCUGAUUGUGAAGAGCGCUAACGACAGUCAGCUGAAGGGCGUCUACAACAACGCCGCGCAGCACUAUAAUCACUCCUUCUUCUGGAAGUGCAUUCAGCCGUACGGCAGCAACAUCCCGCCGGACCUGUCCGCUGCGGUCUCUGCUCAGUACGGCUCCGUCGAGAACUUCGAGAAGCAGUUCAUUACUGCAGCCCAGAACCUCUUUGGCAGCGGUUGGGUCUACUGGGUGUACGACAAGAAGGCUUGCGCCUUCGACAUCAUCUCCUACAGCAACGCCGGCUGCCCGCUGACGAACUACGAGUACACGCCACUGCUGUGUGUCGAUGUGUGGGAGCAUGCGUAUUACAUCGACUACGAGAACAAGCGUCCCGAGUACCUUUCCAAGUACUUUGAUGUAGUGGACUGGCACUGGGCUGAGCGCCACUGGAAGCGCGCCACUGGCCAGGCGUACUAUGAGAUGAAGUUCUGGUAA